ACUGCCAACUGCUGAUGAUGUUAAGGACACAAUGGCAAGAUCACUUUUUGACACCCCUCCAUUUGACAAAACAUCUAGGAACAGCUUCAGGAACACGCUAGAAGGGUUUGAAAUUCCUGAUGAUUCCCGACACCUGAAUGCCUCGAUGCACAACCUGGUCCACAGAUACCUCAACGGCACAAUGUCUCUGGUACCCACUGCGGCCAAUGACCCCAUAUUCAUGCUGCAUCACAGCUUCGUUGACAAGCUUCUCGAGACGUGGUUACAGGACCAUAGUGAAGAGACCUACCCUGACAGUGAGCAGGUGCACCCAGCCCAGAGAGCACAGGCCUACAUGGCCCCCUUUCUCCCCCUACGAACCAACAAUUACUACUGGGGCAGGGACACCCAGAGCCUGGGUUACAGCUACAAGAAACAUAGCCUUCAUCACCCUGGAGCUGGGAAGAGUGUAACAAGACAGGAUGCAGGGUUUCUAGAGGAAUCUAAAGCAAGUGGGGUCCAGUGGCAGUGGCCUGUCCUGGGUGUAUUCAGUAUUGUAUUGCUCUGUGUCAGUGCUGGAGCUGCGAUUAAAUGCAAAGACAAAAUACGGCAAAGACUUCAAGACUCUGAAACAGCGGAGAAACAGACAGAGGUUGAUUACAGGUCCAACAAUCUGUAUGCAGUCUGGAUUAAAGAGAGGAAUGGGAACGCUGACAAAUCGUCAGCAGCCGAUGCUGCCUCUAGUGGGGCUUCACAAGAGACAGGCUUCCAUCAGAGGGGAGAAGAGGCAGCUGUAAAUGUGGAAAUACCCCUUUAGAUUCAAAAGGAUGGAGAGCAAAUCAUUUGCAGAGCAGAGAUGAUUGGCAGCUAUUUUAUGUCAGCACAACAUCUGAUUUCUGUUAGAUAA
This is a messenger RNA of Chelmon rostratus (copperband butterflyfish), 886 nucleotides long. RefSeq names its product tyrosinase-like. The transcript has 6 exons. Bases 32 to 796 code for a protein of 254 amino acids. Gene Ontology annotation, molecular function: oxidoreductase activity. Lineage: Eukaryota; Metazoa; Chordata; Actinopteri; Chaetodontiformes; Chaetodontidae. The record is from RefSeq and is a predicted model, not a curated record.